ACAAAACAAUAAAAACCAAUGUAAGUCUAAAACCAUUUUAUUAUAUAAGACGCUUAUAGUAAGAAAAAUGGAUAGUGUUAAACCAGGGUGCUCCAAAGGUAACAUGGACAAAAUGGAUGUUGAAAAAGAAUUGACCAAUAAAUUUCUAAGUGGAGAAAUGUCAUUUGCUGAAUAUUCUAGCGAAUGGUAUGGAGGCGAUGAUGAAGAGGAAGCAGAAGAUCCUAAUAAGGUAUCAGACGAUGAGUCUCGACCCUCAUUGCCGCAAGUUGAAAAGAUUGGCCAGAGGCGUCGUAAAUUGACACGCCUAUCUCCUGUUUUGUUAGGUCUAAUGGGAGAGGCUAACUUAAGAUUCGUGAGGGGGGAUAAGGAUAUGGCUGAAAAAAUGUGCCACGAAAUUAUAAAGCAAAUACCAACUGCCCCUGAACCUUAUCAAACGUUGGCACAGAUCUAUGAACAUGAUGCUGAAAAAUCUUUACAAUUUUCAUUGUUAGCAGCACAUUUAAGUCCCUCUGAUGCAAAUGAAUGGCUAAGACUUGCUGCCAUAUCAAAAGAAAGAAGUGAUGUAAAGCAAGAAAUGAUUUGUUACACACAGGCUAUUAAAGCUGAACCUUUUAACUUUGAAAUUCAUAUGAAAAGACUGGAUUUAUUAACAUCACUGGAAGAAAUAAAAUAUCCUCUUAAUACUCUUAAUGUAACUAGAGUUAAAUGUUAUCAUAAAAUAGUAACUUGUUUGCCAGCAACAGAAGGUGAAAUCAUUAUGAAGUAUGCUAAAAUGGCUGCUACAAUUUACCAUAAUAAUAGAGAAUUAGAAAGAGCCACUGCUGUUCUAGAUGCAGCUUAUAAGAAGUGUUCAUUACUUUUUUCUUUAGAAGACAUAAAUAUAUUUUUAGAAUUAUUAAUCACUCAGAAGCAAUAUCAAGCAUGCAUUGAGGUUUUUGUUUCUAAUCUUGGUAUUGUAAUAGAAGCAGAAAUUCAGACAGUAAAAAAUUCAAGCGAUGAAAUUGAGGAACAUACUAAUUACAUAAACUGUACAAUUCCUUGUAAUUUGCCUAUUGAUUUGAAGAGUAAAUUAUUAAUAUGUUUUAUUCAUUUAGGCGCCAUUAGCUUAGUUGAGACACUUUUGACUGACUUCCUCACCAAUGAUGUGGAAAAAGCUGGCGACUUGUACAUGGAUAUAGAGGAAGCAUUUUCCUGUGUAGGGCAUCAUGAACUAGCUAUGAAACUUUUGGAGCCUUUAAUAAAGAACACAUCUUUUGAUUUAGGAGCAGUGUGGCUAAAACAUGCUGAAUGUCUUUACAACUUAGGAAGGCUGGAUGACGCUGUAGAGUCUUAUUAUAAAGUAUUAAAACAUGCUCCUCAACAUCCCACUGCCCGUCGAAAGUUGUAUGCAAUUCUAGAACAAAAAGGUCGCAUUGAUGAGGCAUUGGAUAUUUUGCAACAAGACUAUAAUUAUGUUGUUAGUGCCAAGUUACUUUUAGAUCACUGUCAAGAACUGAAAAAGCAUAAUAAAAUUUUAAAAUACUUGGAGGUUGGUGAAGCUCUUUUGUCCAAAACAUUUCCUAGAUAUAGACAUCAGGAAGAAUUGAGUAUUGCUUGUAAAACUAAAGGAGGUAUAGAUUUAAUACAUGAAUUUAGAAAGAUGCGAGGUGAGAACCCUUAUCAUGAAGAUGAUUUACAUUUUGAUGAGGAAGAAUCAUUUAAACUCACACCUCAAGAGGAAUGGAAUUUCUUCAAAGAACUGUUAGGCAUUGCUAAUGAUCACAAGCAAUAUUUUACAAUGCAAAGGUUAUGUUUUGGUGCUCUGAUGUCUAAAGCAUUGACAUCUCAUCGCAUAGACAUUGAUUUCUACUGUCUACAAGCUUGUAUAUUAAGUAAUGAUCAUCACACUGCCAUGAGAUUUAUAAGAGACUUUACACAUAAAUAUCCCGGUCCUUCCUCAUGGAACCUCUUAAAUCUAGUCAUUGGUUCAGUGGAUGAUACAGCACAUAUUAAAUUUUUAUCAAGACUGUUCCAGAAAGAUUCACAUAUAGUAAGACAUUUAUUUUUGGGUAACAACUUUUUGACCUCCGGAAGAUAUUUAGUUGCAUUAAAAUAUUUCUUAGAGUACCAUGAUCAGUGCAGAGAACCUUUGUCUGCAUUUCUUAUUAGUGUAACAAUAAUGAUCAUGGCAGCUCAAAGGACUGUGGACAAACAUCAUAACUUGAUAUUGCAAGGUCUCUCUUAUCUCUCAACCUAUAAGCAGUUAAGAAAAUGUGAUCAAGAAGCCUACUACAAUAUUGGCAGAGUUUACCACAUGUUAAGUUUAAAUAAUUUAGCCGUAGAGUAUUAUGAAAAAGCAUUAUCAUGUGCACCAAUCGCAAAGUGUGAACAACACGGCGUUAUAGAUUUAACUAGAGAAACAGCCUACAAUCUUUAUUUAUUGUACAAAGAUCAUUCACCUGAAAUUGCUCGGAAAUAUAUGUUCAAAUAUCUUGUGAUAUAAA
Messenger RNA from Papilio machaon (common yellow swallowtail), 2483 nucleotides. Its product is annotated as general transcription factor 3C polypeptide 3. Gene Ontology annotation, cellular component: transcription factor TFIIIC complex. Gene Ontology annotation, molecular function: protein binding. The coding region runs from base 68 to 2482 and encodes 804 amino acids. The record is from RefSeq and is a predicted model, not a curated record. Lineage: Eukaryota; Metazoa; Arthropoda; Insecta; Lepidoptera; Papilionidae. Gene Ontology annotation, biological process: transcription by RNA polymerase III. The transcript has a single exon.